GAUUCAUUGACAGAUAGAAACCUCCUAACAGGAUUCAAGAAGGGGCAUACUUUUGUUUAGUGAAAGAAAGUCACUUCAUUGAGAUUUCCAAAUUAUAAAGUUUUGAUUUUUAGGUCAGUUCGGAAGUUUUUGUGGCACUUCCGUCUCUUUUGUGUUCUGUCUUGUUGUCCUUUAGAGAGGUUUGAGAGUUUGUGUAAUGGAGAGUAAUGAUGACCAAAACUUGGAGGCUAUUAAUGCGUCAGUAGGAAGAUUGGUAUGGGUUCGUCGCCGCAACGGGUCUUGGUGGCCUGGACAGACUCUAGUUCAUGACCAAGUUCCUGAUAACUCUUUGGUUUCUCCAAAAGUCGGCACUCCAAUAAAGCUUCUAGGUCGUGACGAUGUUAGCGUGGAUUGGUAUACUCUUGAAAAUUCCAAGACGGUUAAGGCGUUUCGUUGUGGAGACUAUGAUACUUGCAUUGAGAAGGCAAAGGCGAGCUCUAGUAAGAAGAAGACUGGCAAGUGUACUCGCCGAGAAGAUGCCAUUAACAAUGCUCUCGAGAUUGAGGAUGAACAUCUUGCAAAAGAAGAAGAUAAUUUGUGUACUUUAUCUGGUGAGGAAGAUUCUAAAAGGUGUCUUUCUGGCAAUGAGGAUGAGGAUUUGGGAUCCUCUGAUGCAGAAGAGACUGAAGAUGAAUUGGACUCAGCGCCAGAGCAAUUGCAAUCCAGUAUGUCAUCACAAGAAAUGAAUAACGUUGGAGCUUCUAAAGUGCAGCCAAAGAGAAGAAGAACACCAAAUGACUCGGAAGAUGAUGGGACUGAAGGAGUCAAGCGAAUGAGAGGGCUUGAGGAUAUUGGGAAAGAACAGGCUGGUGCUAUAGUCGAGCAUAAGGAAGAAUUGGGUUUGAUCUGUGCUGUAAGUCUCAGUGAUUCAGUGUCGAAUGGAAAUAUUAUUGCCAAUGGGAACAAGGUAUGCUCCCCACUAAAAAGAAAAAACUCACAAGUCCUAAAUGUUAAUGAGUGCUCUAAAAGGAAAAACCGACGCCGGCAAUUGACAAAGGUGUUAGAGAGUACAGCUAUGGUCUCUGUCCCUGUUACCUGUGACCAACUUGUCAGUUUGGAUUGUCAAGAGAUUUAUGACAGCAAAGUAUCAGGAAUGGAGUCUGUUGAAUCCAUGAAAAGCGUAUCUGUUGUAAUCAACAAUAACUCGGACAGCACCGGGAUUUCAUGUGAGGAUGCUUAUGAAAAUGUUGUCGGAGCCUCCCAUAACAACAAGGCAAAAGACAGUGAGAUUUCCAGCAUAUCAGUUUCGGCAGAGGAUGAUUCUUCUGACAGAUUAUUUGAUGUUCCACUAACUGGAGAAGAAAACCACUCAGAAGGCUUUCCGGAAACUUGUAGAAUCUCCUCAUCAAGGAAAGCUCUUGUUGCUGAUUUAACCAGGCGGUGUGGUCGAAGUAGUCACAAUGUGUUUGUUAAGAAUGAGGGAAGUAAUGGAUCAGCUUGUACAAGUCCACCAGCUUCAGAACCUGUCAACUGUAAUUUGAGCGGGAUUGAGAAGAGCACUUCUAAGUGGAAGUUAAAAGGAAAGAGAAACUCAAGGCAGAUGAGUAAGAAACAAGAAGAGAGAAGAAAUGUGUACGGUGAAGAAGCUAAUAACAACAGUUGUACGCCUCAUUCUGCGCUGUACGAGGUGAAAAUUGAGGUAAAAGCAAACUAUAACAAACCCCGUGUUCCGCUGGUGUCUCGUAUGAGUGAAUUGAAUGGCAAAGCUAUUGUUGGGCAUCCUUUAAGUGUUGAAAUCUUGGAAGAAGACUACUCCAACGGUAUGGUGAUGCCUCAAGUUGUUGCGAAGGCGAAGUCAUUGUCCAAAAAGAAUGGCAAGAAGAGGAAGUCACGUGGUUUUUCAUGGAAUUCAAAGAAGAAAUCGUCUUCCCUGUCAGUAAAGACGAGGCGGCUCUCUACUCUAACGAGCCAGAGGUUGACGGAAAGAAGCAAGAAGCAGACAACAGAAAAGGCAAAGGAAACGGUUGUAGCUUGUAUACCGUUGAAAGUAGUUUUCAGUAGGAUAAACGAAGUGCUGAAAGGCUCAGCAAGACAAACACAGCACCGAGCAUUGCCAUCUGCAGCCAAAAUAUGAGAGAGAGAAGAUAAAUUUUUGGCUGGCUUUACGUUUGUUUGUUUUCCCUUCAUCGAUCUGCCUGGGUUUUGAAGCAUAAACUAAGAUGAAAAUAGGCUGCUGCUUUGAAGAAGUUGGAAGUGAGUAAAUGUAAAUAUAUCAGUAGUUAGUGGUUGAGGUGUAAAACUGAGAUUAGGUGGGAGGGAUGAGAAGAUUGAUGCUUAGAAAGAAUUUUGCUUGUAUCAGGUAACUCAUUAUUGUUUGUUUUUUUUUGUACUCUCAAGUUCUCUUGUAUCGAUGAGGAAGAAAGUCUUUUCUUUUUCUUGCUGUGUUUAUCAUUCUGUUUCAGAAAGUUCACCGAAUCUUUGAUCCUUUAGAAACACUUACAAGAGCAAACUCUUAAUAAAAGGGACUGGAGACA
Molecule: messenger RNA, 2513 nt
Organism: Arabidopsis arenosa
Lineage: Eukaryota; Viridiplantae; Streptophyta; Magnoliopsida; Brassicales; Brassicaceae
Source: the annotation of a GenBank genome assembly